Haliotis rufescens (red abalone) is the source of this 1834-nucleotide messenger RNA. RefSeq lists its product as uncharacterized. The coding region runs from base 956 to 1492 and encodes 178 amino acids. The transcript is spliced from 3 exons. The record is from RefSeq and is a predicted model, not a curated record. Lineage: Eukaryota; Metazoa; Mollusca; Gastropoda; Lepetellida; Haliotidae.
ACAGGGUAACAACAAGUACAUGUUUUAACGUGGUAUGACGAGGUCUACGAGGUCGGGGAUCGAAUUCUGGACCUUCCGCUCUCCGGGCGGACGCUCAACCAAUUCACCAUGGAGGUUGUCCGCAGUAUAAAGACAGUCACUGGGAGUCAAGUUUAAUCCUCAUAUUACAUUUGGGAUUUGAUACUUUUAUAGUUACUGUGUUUUACCAGUUUUUAAUUAACCGUUUAUACCUAUCUGUCCUUAUUAGUCUUUAGCACUUAUGAUAUAAUGAGGAAGCUUACAAAUCGUAUAGGAGAGGGGAUCCUCCCAUACAAAUGUGAAUAUGAGCACAAUAUAAAUAAUGAUAUUGAAUUCAUUAUCAAUUGUUCACAAAAAGAAGCAUUUGGACUGAGCAACAUGUGUGUUUUGUGGCAGGUGGUCAAAGGGAGACAACUUGUGUUAAUACACUGAAAUAUCUACAGCAAAUUGACCAAGUUGAAGAUACUCACAUUGAUUUUACACAACACUGAUACACAAGAUAAUUCAAACCACAGAUAAACUUGGCAAACUUUGUCUUUACUUAAUAUUGAAUUCAACAGGCAAAUGAGUUAUUCGAUACACGUCAAACGACAUGGAAAAACAGUAGCUGUUCAACCGACCGAAUCGCAGGUGAAACAGGGCAUCUGAAAAUAACACACCCAUAUAAUUCCUGGGUGUAAUACAAUACAAUGAGUCCUGUAAUCAGUCCAGACAACACUUCAGAGGAAUGUCACUAUCACACAACACAUAAUGCAGCGUUAUUGAAGUCUCAAAGCCCUGUAAAGAGUCCUGAAUUUAUUUCACCUUGCUUUGGUGUUGUCGUUUAGUUACAGCUAAACCUUAGGUGGAAGUCGGACUGCAGGUAAAAUGGAUCUCAAUUGCGAUUACUAUUAAGUUUGUCCACAGAUUCCUGAUUCUUAAAUCAAGCGCUUCAAAAAUGAGUUCAUCAAGUGAGAGUAGCGUGGACGAUGGCGAUGAUGAUUCCAGCAUCCACUCAGGAAGUACUGGUACCAAUGAUGAGGAAUCUGUGUUUGUCAGCAAUGAAUUCAACCCUAACGUAGAUGUUCUGUCCACAAGGUGCACUGAAGAUGAAGGGAAGCAGAACACGAUGAGUAUACAGGAUACAGAAGGAUUAUUUUGCAUCACUGAAGCCAGCACAAACACUGGCCCUAACACUGAAGACCCAAUUGUACUGCUUUCAGAAGAUGAAAGCGAAAACGAAUAUGACAGUGGACCCUUGAGUGACCUAAUUAAAAACAGACAAAGAGGUCAGAAAAAGUCACUGGAACUUGUAGAGCUUACACAAGAGGGGACACAACUUUUGGCCACUGCAACAACAGAAUUAUAUAACAGAAAGAGGGCCCAAGCUCCGACGAACAGACACCCAACAUCAAUAGGUAUUGUAAAGUUUAUUUCCACAUACGUCCACAACUUGACUAUUUCAAACCAAGCAGCUAUUUUACACAAUUAUUAAUACGUCCACGGAGUAAAGUUAGGAAAAAAAUAUCAAUUCUGAAAAUUAGAGAAAUAGAGACGUAUUUAUUACAUGUACAGGGUUUCAGGUCGUUUCAGGUAACUGAUUGUUGUCUCAAAAAAUGAUAUUAAAUGAUAUACUCGAAAGAUGAUAUUCAAAUAUGGUAUUGAUAUGCAAGAAUGAAAAACAAUCAUUACACACUACCCUAAAGGUUCCUAAAGGUUGUCUUUUGGAUUUAACACUCAAUGUAACUGAUCAGUUGACUGGGUGCGUUUUAGGUGCGACGAGGAUCAGCACCACACAUAUCUACAUUACUAUCAUUUACCGAUUUAAAAUAAAAAA